Macroventuria anomochaeta is the source of this 1307-nucleotide messenger RNA. RefSeq names its product Zn-dependent exopeptidase. The transcript has a single exon. The record is from RefSeq and is a predicted model, not a curated record. NCBI's taxonomy places the organism in Eukaryota, Fungi, Ascomycota, Dothideomycetes, Pleosporales, Didymellaceae. Bases 41 to 1264 code for a protein of 407 amino acids. Gene Ontology annotation, molecular function: hydrolase activity.
ACCAUUCAAUUGAAGCGCCGCAGCUUCGCCACCUUUGAACAUGCUUCUUCAGAACCUCUCAUUGUUGUCCCUGGUUCUGGGCAGCUACGCAGCUAUCCUGCAGCCAUUUUUUUCAGAUGUCACUACGUUCGACCCUUCAACAUCCAAAGAGCUGCUCGCCCUGCAUAAGAAGCUGGUCAAGAUCGAGUCAAUUAGUGAUAAUGAGCUCGAAGUAGGAACGUGGCUAGCGUCAUAUCUCGAAGAUAAUGGUUUCACCGUAGAGAAGCAGGAAGUUGCAAAGGACCGCUACAACCUCCUCGCCUACGGCAGCAAGCGCGACACGACCAUCCUCCUAUCCUCGCACAUCGAUACCGUUCCACCGUACUGGCCAUACUACUACAAUGAAACUACCGACAUUAUCGGCGGUCGUGGUAGUGUCGACGCGAAAGCCAGUGUUGCAGCGCAAAUACUGGCAGUGAUGGGUCUGGACAAGGAUAGCGAAGCCAAGAUCUUGCGCGACGACAUCUCGUUGCUCUUCGUUGUAGGCGAGGAGACUGGUGGCGAAGGAAUGAAGGCCUUCAGCUCGUGGGAGAAGCGUCCUCAGUAUGACAUCGUUAUCUUUGGUGAACCUACAGAGGGCAAGCUGGUCUGCGGACACAAGGGCAUACUGGGCUUCGAGCUCCAUGCCACAGGCAAGGCAGCACAUUCAGGCUAUCCAUGGCUUGGUGUAAGCGCCAAUGAUAUUCUGGUUGAGGCGUUGGGCGCGCUGCUUGAGCUAAGACAGCAUCUGCCCUGGAGUGAGAAGUACGGCAACACCACCAUGAAUUUCGGCCGCAUUCAGGGUGGUGUGGCAGCCAAUGUCGUCGCGGAGACAGCAAGCGCAAAGAUUGCGACGCGUCUCGCAGCUGGUACACCAAAGGUUGUCCAGGGCCUCAUCAUCAACGCUACGAAAGAUGUAAAGGCUCGCGCACAGAAGCAAGGUGGUGACCUGGAGUUUGAUUGGAGUGGCAACGGAUAUGGCCCAGUUGACAUCGAUUGCGAUAUCGAGGGCUUCGAGAAGCUCACUGUGAACUACGGCACUGACGUGCCCAACCUUAAGGGUGAUUUCAGACGGUACCUGUACGGACCGGGCAACAUCUUCGUCGCACAUUCAGAUCACGAGGCCCUCAAGAGGAAGGAGUUGGAGCAGGCUGUCCUCGACUACCGGAGACUGAUCAUCCAGGCCUCCAAGAUGGAGCCAAAAAAGCAAGGCUCCGACGUGGACGGCGAGCAAGUCGAACUGUAGAUGCUUGUUUAUGUACAUAUGUAUAUACCCUUAGCGAGCGUAG